Messenger RNA from Scomber japonicus (chub mackerel), 11685 nucleotides. It is a transcript of the gene bsnb, whose product is annotated as bassoon (presynaptic cytomatrix protein) b. Gene Ontology annotation, biological process: presynaptic active zone assembly; protein localization to synapse. The coding region runs from base 1 to 11685 and encodes 3894 amino acids. The record is from RefSeq and is a predicted model, not a curated record. Gene Ontology annotation, molecular function: structural constituent of presynaptic active zone; metal ion binding. Gene Ontology annotation, cellular component: axon; glutamatergic synapse; cytoskeleton of presynaptic active zone. The transcript is spliced from 11 exons. Lineage: Eukaryota; Metazoa; Chordata; Actinopteri; Scombriformes; Scombridae.
AUGGGGAACGAGGCGAGCAUGGAAGGGGAGGGACAGGCGGGACAGCCCGGCCCCGCCGUCCCUGCAGCGGGGGCUCCGGCUUCCAUUUCAGCACCACCGGACUCUGGACAGCUCAUCAAGCCGAGCAAUGGAGCGCCAGCCGGAGGAAGUGGGGCUGGACCCGGGCCGGGGAUUAACAGACCACCUCCGUCAGACCCGGGACCCAAGGCGGGAGUCCAGAGUGGUCAUGGGACAGGGGACAGGUUGGCCUCACAUGAUACCCCUCAGUCUGCCGCACCUCAAGGAGAUCAUCAGGGCCAGGGUCAUGUGGCCAGGAAGAGUCUGCAAGUGGAUGUGGGUAGCAGCAAGACUGGGAGGUCCCCUUCUGCGUCCCCGGACCGAGGCAGUGUCCCCACAUCUCCUUACUCUGUGCCUCAAAUUGCACCCAUGCCCAGCAGUAAACUGUGUCCUGUCUGCAAAACCGCUGACCUGAUAGGCACAGGGGACGACAGGCCCAAUGUCAACACCUGCACACAGUGCCGCUUGAUGGUGUGCAACCAGUGUGGGUUUAACCCCAACCCUCACCUUACAGAGGUGCAAGAGUGGCUAUGUCUCAACUGUCAGAUGCAGAGAGCUUUAGGGAUGGAUAUGACCACACCACGCUCCAAGAGUCAGCAGCAGAUACACUCUCCUUCUCAUGCGGCCAAACCAGAACUCAAACCUGAUGCUCUGACUCUCCCUACACAUCAGACACAGACCCCUCCUCAGACGCAGCCUCCAGCACAGGCCCAUCCUGUACCUGGCCCUACCAAACAGACUGGUCCAGCUGGCCCAGGUCAGCAACAAGUAAGACUCCCCCCGGGGGCAGUCCCUCUCCCUGGCAUUGCCAAGGCUCCAUCCCAGCCUGAUCUGUCUCGCAGCUCCCCUGCCCACCAACCCCAGCAACCCCGCCAGGACCAGACACGAAGCGCGGGGAGCUCUCCAUCACGACAGCCCCCACCUCCAGAGCAGACUUUUGGGAAGUUAUUUGGCUUUGGUGCUUCUCUCCUUAACCAAGCCAGCACUCUUAUAUCUGAGACUACUCAACCCCAACAACAGCCCCCAAAACCAGCCCCUAAACCAGGAGGACCUCCCGGUCCAGGACCUGGGGCAGGUAAACCCUCAGGACCUCAGCCUACACAUCAGGGGCCUCGAGGCCCUCCUCAGCAGCAUCAACAGCCUGCUCCUCCAGACUCCUCUAAACCUACAUCUUGUUGUCCUCUCUGUAAGACAAACCUUAAUGUAGGCAACGCAGCAGAACAACCCAACUACAACACCUGCACACAGUGCCACUCCUUAGUGUGCAACAUGUGUGGAUUCAACCCCACUCCACACCUAGUCGAGAAGAAAGAAUGGCUGUGCUUGAACUGCCAGACACAGAGGGCUCUGUCAGGAAGCUUGGGUGAUAUUCCAGGUCCUGUCGCACAACCAUUGGGAUCCCCCCGGGCACCUGCCACAGCCAAUCAACAACCACCUCAGCAGAAAGGGCCAAAUCAACUUACAGGGCCUAGGUCCACAGGUCCUGAACAACAACAGAAACCACCGGGUCCCCAAGUAAGUGGCCCUAUCUCUCCUGUGAAACAGGCUGGGCCUGCCCCUCAAACAAAGGGGCUAAGCCAAGCUUCCCCUCAAACCAAGGGUUCUGUCAAAACUCUUCCUCAACCCAAGGGUUCAACUCAGCCACCUUCUCAAACUAAGGGUCCAACACAAUCCUCAGCUCAGAGUAAGGGACCUGGUCAAAUUAAAGGUCCCAAUCAAUCACAUGCUCAAAGUAAGGGCCCGCCUCAGGCCACUAACCAAAUAAAAGGCCCAAGCCAGGCCAAAGGGCAGACUCAGACAAAGGCUCAGACUAAGGGUCCUUCUCAUGUUUCUGGUGCAAAACCUUCAUCCACCCCUGGUAAAGCAGCACCCAGUAAUGCCAAGGGGUCUCCCACCCCUUCAAAAACAGCACCCACUCAGUCUAAACCCACAGGUAACAACCAGACACGCAAACAGCCGCAGAGCCAGGACAAGACUAAGGUCACCUCUAAAUCUCUAAAAGAAGACGUCAAAGCCUCACCAAAGAAGGCAGUGUCAGAGACUGUCACUUCACCAAGAGACAUGAAGAUAGCUGAAGAUGCACAGAAGUCAAGACACCAUGAAGAUUACAACAAAUCAAGUACACAGAGUUUAAGCGACACUGGUUACUCUUCAGAUGGGAUCUCCAGCUCUCAAGGGGAGAUUACAGGCCAGAUCAGAGAAGAAGGAAUAAAGCUCAAUGAAAGAGGCACUUCCAUCCCCUCAGAAAUUAUUAAGCUAGAGAGCUCCAUGAAGCCUCUACUAGAGUCAAAGACUGCCUCAGACCAGAAGCACAGACCACAUUCACUGUCUGUUGGACAGGAACGGGAUUAUAAUCCUGAUGAUGAUGCAGCAAGGGAUGAAUCAGAGGAUGACCUCAGCUGUAAGCUUCGCCAUGAUUAUGUGGAAGAUAGCAGUGAAAGUGGUCUCUCACCAUUGCCAGUAAGACAAAAGAAGACACAUAAAGAUUUAACUGACGAGGAAUUCAUGAGGAGGCAAAUUAUGGAAAUGAGUGCUGAUGAAGAAGAGGUGGAAGAAUAUGGAAAUCAGAAAACUAAGAGGACACAUAAAACCAGUGGGGAAUUAAGCAAAGAGAGACGACGACUGUCUCACCACUCUAAUAGUUUUGAGGAUGACACCAAAGUAUCAGAGGGUGUUUAUAAGGCAAAUGAGGAAGAGGAUGUUGUAAUGGCUGGAGGCCUUCGGCGCUUUAAGACCAUUGAGCUGAAUAACACAAACAGUUAUAACCGAGAAAUGGAGCUCAGUACUGAGCAUGAUCUAAGGGAACCAGAGCUAGAGAUGGAGAGUCUGACUGGUUCUCCAGAAGAGCGGUCCAAGGGGGAAUAUUCAUCCACUCUACCUGCCACCACUCCCAGCUACACCUCUGGAACAUCCCCUACAUCUGUGUCAUCCAUGGAGGAUGACAGCGACAGCAGUCCUAGUCGAAGGGCAAGAUUAGAGGAAGCAAAGCAACAGAGGAAGGCUAGACAUCGCUCCCAUGGGCCAUUGCUGCCCACAAUUGAGGAUUCAUCAGAGGAGGAUGAGCUCAGAGAGGAGGAAGAAUUACUUAGAGAACAGGAACAGAUGAGAGAUCUAGAGCAACAGAGGAUCCGAAGUACUGCUCGAAAAACAAAGAGGGAUAAAGAAGAGCUACGGGCACAGAGACGGAGGGAAAGAUCCAAAACUCCCCCUAGUAAUCUUUCUCCAAUUGAGGAUGCAUCGCCAACAGAGGAGCUGAGACAGGCUGCUGAGAUGGAGGAGCUUCACAGAUCUUCAUGUUCUGAAUACUCACCAUCUAUGGACUCUGAAGCAGAGGGCUUUGAGAUGAUUGGUGGAAAGCUCUACAAAUCAGGAAAUGAAUAUAACCUUCCAACCUUCACAUCACUCUACUCCCCUACAGAAAAGACAGCAGCAACGUCACCAUCUGAUAAAACACUAAAAAGCGCAGAGGAGGUCUAUGAGGAGAUGAUGAAGAAAGCCCAACUCAUUCAGAGGCAAGGACAAACAGUUAAUCAGCAGAAAGGUGCCUCUCAACUUGACAGUAAACAUCAUCUUGAAGCAGGAACUGUCUUAACCCCUGGCUCAAGCCCUACCCAGGUUACUGCACCUGUUUCCUUCUCCACACCUGGGAGUGACCCAAGAAUCCCUGGAAUUCAUGCAGCACAACACCUAUCAAAAGAAACGCAAAAUAGAAUGAUGACACAGAGUGCCAAAAUUGAAGGUGUUGUUGGAGUUGCCACAACCAAAGCCCAAGUCAGUCAGACUGCCACAACUCGAAAUGCAGGCAGCACAGUGCCUGUCAGCAACAGAACAGGCUCCCAGAGGCCAACACAGGCAUCACCUGACCCUGGAGCAACCUCCUUAACCUCCAAAGUCUUCUCCCUUUUCAAAGGCCCUAGCCCCCCGGUCUCCCCCAACACUUCUCCUGCACAAAGCCCAACUCAUACGCCAUCUGUGCGACCCACAAGUGGUAGUGGCAGACAGUUGCCAUCCUUGCCUGGUGGUCAAACAUCAGCUGCAGCUUCCCAUGGAGCUCAGUUAUCUCAAAGGGCAAUUUCACCACGUCUUGCACGGCAGCAGUCCUCUUCAGAUUCACCAGUGAUGGUCAUAACUCUAGGCUCUGAAACAACUAGUCCGGCCAAGCCACUUACUGUAAAUUCUUCUACUUCCCCUUUGUCAUCACCAACACAGGUCAGCUGUAAAACCCUGUACAUCUCCCAGCCCCCUUCAACAAGUUCGCCAACUUCACCACAAAUGCAUCUAUCACAACAGUCUCCUAAACACACUUCACAGAUGAUUCAAAGUGCUGAAAAAGUAAAUGUUGGUAUUAGUACAAUGACCACAACAGCACACAGCACUUCAAUGGUUGUGGGCCAGGGCCAAACACAUCCAGGCACUAAUGUGGUUGAUCUGAGAGCCCCAAUGAGGCCUGCCCCUAUUAUAAUGACAGACCAAGGAAUGGACUUAACAUCCCUGGCCACUGAUACGAGAAGAUAUUCUUUAGGAUCAGAGCAGUCAUCUGGUCGGCACACAGCAGUGCAACCCCUUAUCAUGAAUCUGAAUGCACAAGAGCAACCACACAUAUCUGUAUCAACACCAACAACAGUUAGUGUCACAGUAGCAGGAUCUAUGUUCAUGUCCCAACCCAAGCAACCAGUAGUGUAUGGUGAUCCUUUGCAAAACCGUGUGGAUCUGGGGCAGGGUGUUGGAUCAGCUGUGUGUUUAACCCAGACUAAGCCACCAAUUACAGACCCCUCUAUUCCCAAAAUUGAUGCCUGCCUGGAGAACCUAGGUCUACAACAGCAACAACUACAGCUACAGCAGCAGAAGCUCCUGCAGCAGCAACAGCUUCUUGAGCAGCAGCUCCAGCAGCACCAACAGCAGUCCUCUUUUGCUCGUUACAAUUUAGCUAAUCAGGUCCAGCCAUUGCUGAUGAAAAAGGAUCUUGUAGUGAGCCACACAAGCAGUGCCCAGCCUGUAGGGACUGCUAGCACCAUUCCUAGAGUUUCCCCCCUAGCUCCACAAUCAGUACCUGGAGCUCCUGCUUCUAGUGAAAUAUAUGGUGGAGUUGCCUUAGAGCUACAAAACAAGCCCACAGUAAUGAACUUGUCCACAGGUAAGCCCCAUGUUAUGAUGGUGCAACUUGAUGAGAGCAAGACAUCCCAGGCAGGCACAGUGACUCAGUUGGUGAAGCAAGAGGAACCCCCACCCCCUCCUCAGGUCUUGGAUCUCACUGGACAGAUCAAACCAGAAAACCAAGUGGCUUGUUGUGAUGUUGUUUACAAAUUGCCCUUUGCUGGUUCGUGUUCAGGGUCAUUCACUCAGAAGCCUACAACGGUAUCCUCAGAUAAAACCCCCACCUCCGAAACCACUCAAGCAACGCGUUCUCCCCAUCCAUCUACCUACAAUGUCAGCCAACAGCAACAGCAGCAGCAGCAGCCUCACGCAACACAGGGUGUAACAGAGGAACAGAAACCAUAUCAACCACCUGUAGUCCCCUCAGGAAUAAUACAGCCCUCCAUGUCUGACACUAAUCUGCCUUCCAAGAAUGAAGCCAGUCAGUAUCAGAGUAAUGUCCAGGGUGGUCUAGCAGUAGAUCUUAGCAGCAUGAAUCAGGCUUAUGAUACUGGAUACCUGGGCAUGGGAGCACAGUAUGGAUCUUAUACAGACUUGCGUCACCAAGGAGAUAUUGCAGGCCCCUCAUUACCCCUACGCCGAUAUGGCUCCAUGUCCAAUAUCAAUGCUGACUAUGGCUUAACAGGAUCACAGGACUCCAAUCUGGCUCAGUACAGUGCAACCACUGCCAGGGAGAUCAGUCGAAUGUGUGCAGCUCUUAACUCAGCGGACCAGUUUGGGAGCCGGUAUGGAAAUAACCCUGAACUGGUGCCUUAUGCUGGAAGGGGCGGGCCAUUAGGUAGGCUAAACCUCCAGCAAAGCUUAGCUUCAAUAAGAGCAAACCUACUUUAUGGCCCAGAUGGAAGACCAACGGCAAAUGGCCAGACCCUAACAAACCUAAUAAAUGCUAGACAAGCAAGUAUACGCGCCUUGUACCCUGCUGCUAUGAGAGGAGGUGAUGGCAUGAUAUAUUCUACCAUUAACACUCCCAUAGCCUCUACCUUGCCAAUUACCACCCAGCCUGCCUCUGUCCUACGUCCCAUGCCUAGAGGCAUUUACAGACCAUACCCUACAGGUGUAACUGCUGUACCAUUGGCAAGCCUCACCAGGUUGCCUCAAGUGGCUCCCAGAAUGCCUCUGUCCACACAAGGUCCAUAUUCCUACCCUUCUCCAAACCAGUAUCCUACUUCAGCCACACCCUCAGGCAGUGUGCCUGCUGCAAGUAGCUCACACCAGGAAACCCCUGUGUACCUUGGAAAGCCUUUAACAACAGUUGCUGCACAAACAGCUACAACUAUUCCACCAACCCAAUCUGCAGCACACACAGGAGCACAAAAUGCAUCAGUACCUGGUAUGCAAACUACAGGAGAUCAACAGACAGACCGAACUCAACUUACCUUGCAGAGUGUUCCAUCCAUCUCUCAAGCUCAAGGACAACCUCAAACUGUCCAGCCAGUGCAAGCCCAAAUGCAGCCACAGCAGUUACCUACUCAAACUGAGCCUUUAUCUUUGACUCAAACCCAACCUCAAGUUCAACCCAUCAGUCAACCUCAACCAUUAGUUUUGCAACAGGGCCAACCACAAGCAGCACCCCACGUUACUGUCCUAGCACAAAAUUCCAAACUUUCUCCUCCCAUGGAUGCACAGAAAGGUAAGGAAGAUGAGAGACUUAGUCAGCAACAAGAACACGUGCUGCAGCUAGAGCGAGAGCGGGUUGAACUGGAGAAAUUACGACAACUGCGCCUACACGAGGAACUUGAAAGAGAUCGUAUGGAACUUCAGCGACACAGAGAAAAAGAACAACUAAUUGUUCAGCGUGAGAUUCAUGAACUGCAGUCAAUCAAACAGCAAGUCCUUCAUCAGCAGCAAGCAGAACGGGAGACACAGCUCAUUAUGCAAAGAGAACAACUGGCCCAGCAGAGAAUGCAGCUUGAACAAAUUCAGUCUCUGCAACAACAGCUUCAGCAGCAGUUGGAGGAGCAGAAAAGGCAGAAGACAGCGGCAGUGGAGGCAGCAGCUGCUGCUGCAGUGGCAGAGGCAGCUGCAGCAUCGGCCGCAGCGGCCGCAGCAGCAACAUCUGCCCAGGGUACUUUACAAGGGGUAGUUGUUGGAGGAGGACCCCCUCAAGGCUUUAUUAUCUGUGACCAGAGUGGUAGAGUUAUUCAACAAGAUGGACAGAGUGUUCAGUUUUGGCAGGAUGGCCAAGUGGUCCAAGCCGUGGUGGCUGCUCGACCUAUUCAUAGUUCUGCCUCUGAAAUGUCUUUGAGAAGUAGUGACAAACAGGCUGAUUCCAAGGUUAUGAAAAAGCAGAAUUCUAUGCCUCGCCUGAGGGAUGGCUCAGAGGAUGACUCUGUGAAGAGGAUUACAGACAGUUGUGUGCAAACAGACGAUGAAGAUGGAGAGGACAGAUUCAUGAACAGACGCAGGAGAACGAGGCGUAUUGCAGACUGUAGCGUGCAGACUGAUGAGGAGGACCAAGCAGAAUGGGACCAGCAGCCAGUAAGGCGCAGACGAUCACGUGUGUCAAAGCACUCUGAAUCCAGUGGAGAGACUAAAUCAGAAGGGUCAUCUAAAGUUGUUUCUGCAAGUAUAGCUAUUCAGACCACAAAUGAUUCAUCAUGUCAAACAGAGUCUGACCAACUAGGCAGGGUUUCACCUGCGAUCCAUAUUACAAUGGCAGAGACUUCAAAGGUUGACCUGUUACAUUACAUAGCAGCCCCUGAAAGGACCCACAAAGGGGAGAGUUUGGCCUGCCAGACAGAACCAGAGUCUCAGUCUCAGGGUGUCGUUGCCCCUCAGCUGAGUGUCCCUACAACUAUCAGUCCAUACUCCACAAGUCUGCAUAUAGUAGGUGCAAACACAUCUGAUCCAACCUCUCCUAGACUCCAAGGAGUUGCUAAGUUUGAGAGGAGGAAACCAGACCCCCUGGAAAUUGGCUAUCAGCAACAAAAUGAGUCUCAAUCUCGCCAGCCACCCAAAUCUCCUCAAGUUUUAUACUCUCCAGUAUCACCAUUGUCUCCUCAUCGCAUGUUGGAAACAACGUUUGCCUCCCAGGAGAAGCUCAACAAGGCCCAUGUUACACCCCAGCAGAAGGCCUUCACUGCUGAAUCACCCCAACGCCACCAGACCCUACCAAGACCAAUAAAAAGUGUGCAGCGCUCCAUGUCCGAUCCCAAGCCUCUCAGCCCCACAUCCGAGGACCCUGCCAAGAACAGGUUCUCCCCAUAUCAUCAGCAAGCUUUGUCCAACAGUCAGAUGGCCUCCCUGCAGCAGCAGCAGAACUCUCUGAUGAGGAAAGUAAAGAGGACUCUCCCCAGCCCCCCUCCAGAGGAGACUCCACUCCCCAUUGUUACUCCAGCACAAAUGUACAGCUCUCCUGGCAUGCCCCAGAGGGUCCUACCCAGACCUGCGCAGGGAGUCACCAAGGCUGGUCUGCUGAGUGAACUGAAAGCUGUGGAACAAGAGUCAUCUAAGCUCCGCAAGCAGCAAGCCGAACUGGAGGAGGAAGAGAAAGAGAUUGACGCUAAGUUGCGUUACUUGGAAUUAGGUAUCACCCAACGUAAGGAGACCAUGGUGAAGGAGAGGGAGAGGAGAGAGCUGGCUUACCUGCGAUGUAUGGGUGAUGCUAGAGACUACAUGUCAGACAGUGAGCUCAAUAACCUCAGGAUGGCAGCUGCCACAGCAACCUUUGAUGCUAAUGGUCUGCUGACAAGGCCCAGCACUGCACCGCUGAGUCAGUUUACUAAUGACCUCAAUGCAACCUCCCAGUACCCUUCAACUUCAUCCUACAUGUCCUAUCCAUACCCUCAAAGUCAACCAUCAACGCAGCAGCCUGGCUCUGCCUACCAACAGAUAGGUUUCCAACCUCCUCAGUACCCUUCAUCCUCUGCACCUCAGCCAGGAACAUUCCAGCCCCAUCCUCCACCAGGCCCUGGCUACCAGAACCAAGGAACCUAUUCCUCCCGUAUGUAUACCCAGUCCUCCUACCAGACAGACCUUGGCAUGCAGCAGCAUGGUCACCAGGGCUUCCAACCACCCGGGCAGCCUAUGCCAGGCCAGAGCCUCCCUUACCCCACCCACAGCUCCUACCAACCCGGCCUGUCCUACCAGCCCCAGGCAGAUAUCCUUACAGUCCACCAAAGACCACGGCAAACCUCUUUGGCUGAUCUUGAGCAGAAACUCCCCACCAACUAUGAGGUAAUCAGCAAUCCAGCAGUGUCAGUAGCCACAUCAGCUCCAGAUACUAACUUUGGCUCAGUUUAUAGCAAUGCUUAUGGACAAUACCGCCCCCCUGAGCCUGGCUUGACUCACUCUGUAGACAGCCCCACAUCUGCUUAUGCCACAGAUGGACUAUACACCUCUAACUUGGAGCAGAAUAUUCCUCGGAACUAUGUCAUGAUAGAUGACAUCAGUGAGCUGACAAAAGACAAUAUUAGCCAAUCUACUGAUGCUCUAGGUCAUCCUGUGGGAGGGCGGUAUCGUAAUGAGAAUGGUCCUGCACGUGGCAGUGCCUAUGGUAGGCCUGAAGAUGAGCCUGUGGAUGCUUAUGGCAGACCUACAGGCACAACAGGUUACCAGAGCACAGUGGACAGUCGCACCAGCACCACAGUGAGCGGAGGGUCUUCUUAUUACUAUGAUGAUUAUAAACACACAUCAAGGAGCAGCUCCAGUAGCCACAAACAUCUUGCCCCUGCUGUUGUCUCCUCUAAACGUAGUAAGCACCGGAAGCAGGGAAUGGAGCAGAAGAUAUCUAAAUUCUCCCCUAUUGAAGAAGCACGGGACGUGGAGUCGGACCUUGCCUCUUACACCAUGGCAACAUCAACAGGGGGUAGUUGUACAGUUGUAUCCAGGUCCAAGAAGCUUCAGGAUGAUGUCACAUAUGGUAUGAAGAAGAAUGCAUAUGACCAACAGAAAUAUUACGGCACAAGUCGUGAGGGUCUUGAGGAUGAGGAUCGCAUGUACAGUUCUGGUAGGUCCAGGUCUACUGGAUAUGGUAUGGACAAGAUUUCAUCCAGAGAUGGUACAGGCCACAGGAGUAAAUCCUAUGAAAGGGAUGCCAUGGAACGGUCUCAGAGAAGCAGUCGCAGUGGAAGGCCACCCAUGCGCAGCCAGAAUUCAGAGGAGGAGAGCCCACUCAGUCCUGUUGGAAAGCCUGUUGGCAUGGGUAGAGGCUCUGGAGUGUCAGAUGCCCAUGAUGUGAGGAACCAGUAUGGCUCCAGCCAUUCUCUGCCAGAUGUGCAGGACCACCACAAGAAGGAUCUCCCCAGGAGUCAUGUCUAUAAGCCAGAUGACCCUUACCUUGUAGACGACAUGCAUUGUGCUGUUUCUGACAGUGAAGCCUAUCAUUUGGGCCAAGAGGAGACUGACUGGUUUGAGAAGCCACGGGAGGCCCGUUCUGAACGCUCAAGACAUCAUGUAAGUGGAAGUCACUCAUCUACAAAUAGGCGUAGUAAACACACCUACCAUGACUAUGAUGAACCUCCAGAGGAAUAUGGUCCCCAGGAUGAGUACAACCAACAGCGCCACUCCUCCUCCACAUCAUCAAGGGACCAUCGUCACCAUGGCAGCAGCUCUGGAAGACACAGCUCUUCCCGCCACUCUUCAGAGGAUCCCAGGUCCCGUACUUCCAGGACACACCCCAAAGACCCAUCUGGCCGUACUGAAGGCAGGGGAGCCUCGUCUACACAGAGGAGGAGUGGUCCAGACUCCCGUUCUGCACAAGGAAGCCCUCGGAACUCGGGAGACUUCUCUCGUGAAUCAGCGUCUGGUCAUCACCAUGGCAGUGGGGGAAGGAGCCAAAGACCACAAGGAGAUCGCUCAACCCAAAGGAGGCAAGACCCUUCUGCUGCAGGACCUAAACCGCAGCAACAGCAGCCUCCUCAGGGCCAUGCUGGGCAGCAGCGGUCGGGUGGUCAGAGCCACUCUGGGAGACAUCCAAGCUCUGAACCACUUGAUGGCUCUCCGCAGGCCCAGCAGCAGCAGCAGCAACAGCAGCAGCAACAACAGCAACAGCAGCAGCAGAGUGCACAGCAGCAGCAGCAACCACUGCAGCACAGUCAGACCCCUCAGAGCAGCCAGCCCACAACAACCACUGCAGGAGUUGGACCUGCACAACAGCAGCCCAAAACUGGCCAAACUCCACCACAGAGUCGCCAGCCAGGAGUGGGGUCUGCAGGAGGGCAGCCAGCAGCCACAGCUAAAAUGGAUGCUACACCUGCAGCAGCUGCCACAGGAAUGAAACCUACAAUGAGUGUCCCAACAGUACCUCAGUCUACCAAAACAGCUACACCUCCUCUAACAGGCAUUGGCUCCAAAGCCGCCCCUGUUGGGAUCGGUAGUAAACCUGGAGGUAUAGGUAGUGCUGCAGCAGGACAGGCACCUGCUGAAGGGGAAAAUGUUCUCACCAAAAUCCUGCAAGGAGGGGCAGCAGAGCAGGCAGGAAAACUGGGAGAUGCUUUGUCUGGCCUUGGGAAGAAGUUCACUUCAUUUUGGUGA